Messenger RNA from Amphiprion ocellaris (clown anemonefish), 1813 nucleotides. RefSeq names its product uracil nucleotide/cysteinyl leukotriene receptor. Gene Ontology annotation, cellular component: membrane. The transcript has a single exon. Gene Ontology annotation, molecular function: G protein-coupled receptor activity. Bases 765 to 1775 code for a protein of 336 amino acids. The record is from RefSeq and is a predicted model, not a curated record. Lineage: Eukaryota; Metazoa; Chordata; Actinopteri; Pomacentridae. Gene Ontology annotation, biological process: positive regulation of Rho protein signal transduction; phospholipase C-activating G protein-coupled receptor signaling pathway.
CUCGUUAAUGUCUCCUCUGGUAGUAGAUAUUAAUUAUUUUCUACGAUCUGUAACACAGGUAAGAACAUGAUUAAUGAUUGGAUUAUUAGAUUUUAUGGUGCAAUGAUUAGCUGUCCUUAAAAUACUACUGUUUUACAUGUUUUUAUGUUUUAAGUAAAUGCGUAAAUUUCUUUCACUAACUGCUACAGAUUCAUCCUUUAAAAAUCUUUGUGUUAAAUCAAAUUUUAAAUUCAGUAACCCGAGUUUAUGGAAAGAAUCAAUACAUUUAAUUGCAUUAAUAAUAUAUGGUGACAGCUCGACUAAAUGCACUGAAUGGUGGAUUUUACAUUUAAUCACCAUCAAUAUACAGUAAAGGAGGGUGAACUACAACUACCAGAUUGUUUGCAAAAAAAUAUGGGAAACGCUUUUACAAAAUGUAUUUUAUACAAAACACUGUUUACAUCAUCAGUCUCAUUUUAAUUUGGGUGAUUUGCACCUCAUGAAUAUUUUUUUCCUUCUUUUUUUUAACUUACUAUCUCAUCAGUAUUUUUUACCUCUGCAAAAGUAGUUUUUCUGCAGUUAAUCUUUUACUGGUGAAACACAUAAACAAUAGUCACAAUGAGUUCUGGUGAAAAUACUUCCUCUUUCUAAUGAGUCUCAUUUACUCAUGAUAUUGCAUGUGAUUUGAUGUUUUAGAGUCAUGUUUUGGUCACACACACCUUCUAGUCUCAGUUUUGUUUUGAGAUAACAAGGUAUACUUUGGUGAUUCACCAAACUUAGACCACAUGACUGCAGCCGACAAAGGGGAUGUUAUUGAUCAUAACGGGAUAUUUGUGUCUAAUUUGUGCUGCACCAGGCGGAACCUCACCACAGCAACUAUGAACAUUUCUGAAGAGGAGAGAGAGGGCGUCUAUGACACUUCUGUGGCACUUUGGAAUAUUAUUCUUUCCAUAUUUUACAUCCUGAUUUUCGUCAUCGCAGUGCCUGGGAAUGUCUUGGCGCUGUGGGCCUUCUUUUGCCAGAAAAGCACAUCUCCAUCCAAGGUGUUCCUGAGGAACCUGUCUGUAGCCGACAUCUCUUACGUCCUCAUUUUACCCAUGCGUAUAGUUUACCACCUGUCUGACAGCCACUGGCCCUUUGGACACAUCCUCUGUCAACUAUUAGGCUUCCUCUUCUACCUAAACAUGUACUGCAGCCUCUACUUAAUGAGCUUCAUAAGCCUGGACAGAUUCCUGGCUGUGGUUUUCCCUCUAAAAUCACAGACAAUUCGGAAGCCUGUGUAUGCAAAUGUAGCUGUUGGCAUGCUUUGGGUGACCGUUAUCAUCUCCAUGAGUCCUGUGCUUUUCUCCAAACAGACAAACUCAUCUGGCACCUGCAGCAAGCUGUACUUAGAAAAAACAUCUCAGACAGCUUUGGUUUCCACUAUUGUGGCAUUUGCUAUUCCCCUGACUACCAUAGUGGUUUCCUACAUACUGAUUGUGUUGAAACUAAGGACAGUGAGACAACAGGAGGAACGACCAGUGAAAGACAAAGCCAUUAAAAUGAUCAUACUCAUUGUGAUGAACUUCCUGCUCGCAUUUGUGCCAUACCAUGUAUGCAGGAUAGUCUACAUUAAGAGUCACAGUGGUGGUCAGAUUCCUGCGAGUCAUGAUCCGCUGGGAAGAGCCACUCAGAUCACAUCUGCACUGACCUGCGUUAGUGGUGUACUGGAUCCUGUGAUGUACUUCGUCUUGAAUCGUGCAUACAGGGACACAUUUCUCCGGCUGUUCUGUAAAAAUAGAGAACAUAACCUAUAAAUAACUAACAUGUAAACAAUAAAACAUUUUGAAACAAA